AUGGGAAACAACACAUCCUCCAUGGCCUCCUCGCGAGUGACGAAGAAGAAGAAGCAGCAGCGCCGCAAGCAUCGCCCCCAGUGCCGACGAGGCAUGUUCAACCAUGUUGACGGCCGAAACUACCGCGAGGAUCACGCCGUGGCCGGCCCAUAUCAAUGGGUAACCGUCUUCUUCAACUGGGCCGACCGCAGACUCACCGACGAGGAAUUGAUGGACCUCGUCCUGGCCCGAAUUCACGCAAGAGAUGGAAUCAUCUCCUCCCGACCCGUCCACCACGAUGUGAAGUUUUGCCUGUCUCUCCCCAUUCCUGAACUUUGGCAACGUACCGAUAUCAUAAUUGUCGGGGGAGCCCAGAACAUGGCACGUUGGUACAAGGAACAGAUCCAGCAUGCGGGCAUGCGGAUCAACCGACAAUACCUUUUCCGUGCGCAAAACCGGAAGGACUGCUGCUACCGAAAGGCUUGGCGAAGCGGCCAGAGUGUCGACGGCUUGGGCCGACUCAAUCGGCAAUGA
Molecule: messenger RNA, 513 nt
Organism: Penicillium bovifimosum
Lineage: Eukaryota; Fungi; Ascomycota; Eurotiomycetes; Eurotiales; Aspergillaceae
Exons: 1
Coding region: 1-513 (170 amino acids)
Source: RefSeq, a predicted model, not a curated record